Molecule: messenger RNA, 2074 nt
Organism: Solanum dulcamara
Lineage: Eukaryota; Viridiplantae; Streptophyta; Magnoliopsida; Solanales; Solanaceae
Product: receptor-like cytosolic serine/threonine-protein kinase RBK2
Exons: 8
Coding region: 184-1500 (438 amino acids)
Biological process (GO): protein phosphorylation
Molecular function (GO): protein kinase activity; ATP binding
Source: RefSeq, a predicted model, not a curated record
UCUGCUAAUACAAAAAGACAAAAGAAAUAUGUGAAAUGUUCCUAAAAUUCAGAAAUAUACGUAUUUAGCUCCAAUUCCCAUAUCUCCAUAUUUAUCUUUUCCACCGUUCCCUUCUCUUCUGCAACUUUGUUCUUCCUUCAAGAAUAACUCUCUUCUUCAUUCUGAUAUGUAUGAGCUUUACCAAUGGAGAAAGGAAAAGUGAAUGCAUACUCUCCAGAUACAGUUCUUGAAGACUUUUUAAGGACAGCAGAAUCUGAAUCAGACUCUUCAAAAGCCAGCACUUCAGAAUUUGAUGGCUCGAAAAAUGAAAGAUCUGGUUCGCGAUGGACAGGUUUUUUCGAGCUAUUUAGAAGUAAAUCGAAAGGACAUAUGAAGAAAGAUCCUUUAAUUAGUUCUUUGAAACUGUCCAAACGGUUCAGCAGAAGCAUGAGAGAGACGAGUAGUGGUGUCAUGCCAAAUUCCAUCCUGGAUAAUGGUUUCAGCUAUUUCAAACCUCAAUGGAAACUUUUCACCCUCUCUGAACUUCAAACUGCAACUAAUAAUUUUCACCAAGAAAAUUUGAUAGGAAAGGGGGGUUAUGCUGAAGUUCAUAAAGGACGGCUGCGAAAUGGCCAGUUUAUCGCGGUUAAGCGGCUAACGAGGGGACCACAAGAUGAGAGGAUAGGGGAUUUCUUAUCUGAGCUAGGAAUAAUGGCACAUAUUAACCAUCCAAACACUGCUAAAUUGAUUGGUUAUGCAGUUGAUGGAGGACUCUUUCUUGUACUUGAGCUAUCUCCUUAUGGAAGUUUGACCAAUAUGUUGCACGCAUCGAAGCAGAAACUAGAAUGGAAAAUCCGGUAUAAGGUAGCCAUAGGGAUAGCUAAAGGGAUAUUGUAUCUUCACGAGGGUGGUCAAAGAAGGAUUAUCCAUAGAGAUAUUAAGGCAGCAAAUAUAUUGCUCACAAAGGACCUCGAACCUCAGAUAUGUGAUUUUGGGCUAGCAAAAUGGCUACCAGAGCGAUGGACUCACCUCACUAUAGGGAAAUUCGAAGGAACAUUUGGCUAUCUUGCUCCGGAGUUCUUGAUGCAUGGCAUAGUGGAUGAAAAAACUGAUGUUUUUGCUUUUGGAGUGCUUCUUUUGGAACUUAUUACUGGUCGUCGAGCCCUUGAUUACUCACAGCAAAGCCUCGUCAUUUGGGCUAAACCCCUGCUGAAGAAGAAUAGAAUCAGAGAGCUCGUUGAUCCUUCACUUGCUGAUUACUACGACUUACUACAGAUGAACCUCAUGGUCUUAGCUGCUUCUUUAUGUGUGCAGCAGUCUUCAAUUAAGCGACCCCGAAUAAAUCAGAUUCUUCAGCUUCUAAGAGGCAACAUUGAAAGCCUGGAUUUGAUCAUGAGAAUUAGAAAACCAUCACAUUGGAAGAGGUAUUAUGAAGAGCUUUUUAAUGCAGAACAGAACAAAACGACUAGAGGGUUAAGUGGUUUAAGUCUGCAGGACCAAAUAGCAUUGGAAGUCUCUUAAGAUAGUGUGAUGAAUCGUGCUCGAGGCUCAAAUGCUUGUUUGGUUUUGUUAAAACUGACAAACAUCUUCUUGAAGAGGGCAGGAACUGGAUUUAGUCGGGUUCUCCAUCAUAAUUAUGGUACAACACGAAGUUGCACACUGCAUCAAGGCUUAUGUUGGUACAGGCGGAUUUAGUACUAGUUCUGUGAGUUCAACUGAACCCAAGUUGAACCUAUUUCUUUUGGAUCGAACAAUGUAUAUAGAUGAAAAGCAUUUAGUAAUAUAUAUAUAUAUAUAUAUCGGUAUAAUAAGAACACGCUCGUUUUGACUUGGUGACUCUUUAAGUCUGGAAUUCGCGUCUCAUGCUACCUACCUCGAGAAAAGAAGCUUAUAGCAAGAAAAAAACGUGAUGGAUGCACGCAGAAAUUUGUUUAAUUUUUUUGACCUGUAAAUACUUACUAUAAUCAGAGAGUUAUAGAUGUAUUGAGAUUCUUUGUUGAAUUUUGGUAGUUCUUUUUACUGUAUUUGUUUUCCCUUUUAAGAGAGGAGCUUUAAAAUUCUUCUUAAAGAUGAAACCAACUUUAUCUUUGUGCAA